AAGUGUUUGAUCAAUUACCUCAAUUAAGAAUGACGGAUAGCUCUCUUUCCACUGAUCCCCCUCCCUCGACUGAAGAAAGUGAUUCGCUGGAACGUAGUAUCAAGAGAGUCAAGGAUGAUACAUGCAUCGCUCCUAACCCUCCCCCAUAUGUGGAAACAGCUGCUGCAUCAACCCAAAAAAGCUUUCGAGAUACUCUCAUUGAUGGGAGUUCAACCUUUUCUCCACCACUAAUAACUUUAGAGGAAUUGAUGGCUGCAGGAAUCAAGGAAUCAUCUCAAGCCCCGAUGGUAGAAGAAAAAACCACUGGUAUCCCUAAGAAGCCAAUCCUUAAAGCUUUUAUUCCCAAGGAAAUUUGGCAAAGGCUCUGCACACCUUGGAAGAACUCUCUAAUUGUUAAGCUUUUAGGGAAGCGGGUGAAUUAUCAUAUGUUGUGUGCAAGAUUGAUGCGUGAAUGGCGAACUGAAGGUGAAUUUGAGGUUAUCGACAUUGGGAACGGAUAUUAUGUGGUGAAGUUCUCAUCCACAGACGAUUGUUCACGAGUUUUGCUAGGGGGUCCUUAUAAGUUUUUUGAUCAUUACUUGGCUGUACAGCCUUGGGAACCAAAUUUUCAACCUUCUCGGGCAAAACUUCCUAAGACUGCAAUAUGGGUUAAACUUUAUGAAGUUCCAAUGGAGUGCUACCAUGAGGCAUCUAUCCUUUAUUUGGGGAAUCAAAUCGGAAGGGCUAUCAAAGUUGAUAGAACAACCCUUCUAGCUACACGCGGGGAGUUUGCACGGGUGUGUGUUGAGGUGGACCUAAAUGCCCCUUUGCCAGCCAUUGUUGACCUUACUCUAGAGGAGCUUCCUCAAUCAUUGAUCUUUGUAGAGUAUGAGGGUCUACACAAAAUUUGCUUUGAUUGUGGUGAGUUUGGCCACAAGAAGGAUAAUUGCCAUUACAGCCAACAGUCAACGCAGACGGUGGCGACGGCUACCGCUAAGGUAUACCCUAACCAAGGAGUAGGCAACGAGCGUAGAUUAUCCCCAGAAAUUACAAACAAUUGCAUGACAUACGGGCCAUGGAUGGUUCCUAAGCGUAAACCACGGAAGACAUCUCAACAGCAGAGGCCACCAAGGGAAGGAGCUUCCAAUUUUAGCUUUGAUAAAGCGCCCUCUACGGGAGCAGUGAUGAAUGCAAAUCCUACCCAAUCUAAUCGCCAAUCAUCUCCCGUGAAUAAGGUGACAGUGCGUGAAAGUAGUAAUAAUAGAUUCACAGUGAUUGCCGCGUUGGGUAAUGAGGAUUUGAGGGAUAUGGCUCCUUUAAUGGAGAGUGUGAAUCCAGCGAAUAAGUCUGAUUUGAAGAAUGAUAUCUCAAGAACAUCUGAAAUGGAGGUAGCCCAACCCAUAUCAACACCGCAGCAGUGUACUACUUCCACUGUAACCCCCGCUCGAGAUAAAGGACCUUUACAAUCUAAAUCAGUUCGCAAGAAAGAUAAGGCCAAAAACAAUAGAUUGGGGCCCCAAGUGCAGUUGUCCAAACAAUCAGGGCUUAAAACUGUGGAUGCUCAAGCCAUACGUCAGACCCUCUCUUCUUGCUCUAAUCCUCUAUUGGAUUUACAAGGAGCAGUAACUGCUAAGCCUGUUCUAAAAUCUUCUGCCCAACAUCCAAUGUCUGUUGACUCAAGCCAAUGUGCUAAUACUCCCCACUUGAAUGUUUUGACACCUUCGGCUCGCAUCGUUGCUAAUGGAUCCUCAGAGCAGGAACUAGCAAAUAUCUCUCGAGCUGGUGGAGGCGGGAAUAUUGAUCUGGGUACUGCUUCUCCUGAAACUACAGUUGUUAAUGCUACUCCGCCUGUGGUUCUAGCACCAAAUGUCAUUUACUCUACUAGUCAAGCAAUUCAUUGUACGGUGCAACAUAAGGCAAAAUCUUUUUUCUUGACUUUUGGUUACAUCAGGCCACAUGAUUCUUUCAAGGAUAUGUUUUGGACUCAGUUGCGAGAUUGGUCAGCUAGGCAUGAGGGAGCAUGGGUUAUUAUGGGCGAUUUUAACGACAUUGCCUCUAUGGAUGAGGUUUCACCUCGCUCUACUUCUGUCUACCACCGAGCCCAUAAGUUUUGCCGUCGUUUGGAAUACUGUGGAUUAAUGUCUAUUGAUGCUUUAGGUUGUAAGUACACAUGGUGCAGAAUGCAACAUGGUCGAGUCAAGCUCAGAGAGCGAUUAGAUCGGGUUUUGAUGAAUUCUGCAGCUCAAGUAAUGCUACAAGGGGCAAAAACUAUUAAUUUGCCACGGACAUGUAGUGAUCAUCAUCCUGUGCUACUUGAUCUGGACACUGCUGCAUCACUUCCUCCUGCAAAUAAACCCUUAAGAUUUGAAGCGUCCUGGUUAUCUCGAGGGGAGUUUAAUCAAGUCUUUUCAACGGCUUGGAAUCUACAUUCCAAUCAUCUACCACAGGCUAUUCAAGAGACAAGUAGAGCUUGUGUUGCAUGGGGUAAAUCAGUGUUUGGAAACAUAUUUCGAAGGAAGGUAGAUUGGAUUGCCUCUGGGGACAGAAACACUUCCUUCUACCAUUUAUCAACAGUGAUUCGGCGCAACAAGAAUAAAAUUGGAGCUUUAAAGAUAGAUGAGGUGUGGAUCUCUGACACAGCAGUAUUAAGUGCUCAUGUUCAAAAUUUUUUCAUAGAGCUCUUUAGAAGCAGGGACACAAGUACAUUAAGGGAAGAUCUCAUGGGUUUUCAGCCUAUAAUCCCCACUUCAGAACAUCUCCAGCUGACUCAACCUGCCACUUUGGAAGAGAUCAAGGUGGCUCUUUUCUCCAUGAAGGGAUUAAAGAGCCCGGGUCCUGAUGGUAUUCAAGCUUUAUUCUACCAAAAGCACUGGGACACUAUCUCAAGCACCUUCCUUGACUUUGUUAAUCAGGCACUUUUGACUGGCAGCUUCGAUCGAAAUUUAAUAAAAGCUUAUGUAGCCUUGAUACCCAAGGAGGAUUCCCCUGAUGUUAUACAGAAAUUUAGGCCCAUUACUCUUUUAAAUGUGGCAUAUAAAGUAUUGUCUAAACUUAUUGUUAAUAGACUACGACCUUAUUUACAGAAGAUUAUUGGACCACAUCAGAGCAGUUUUUUGGCGGGUAGAAGUACAAUGGAUAACAUCAUCAUCACACAGGAAGCUAUCCACUCCAUGAAGCAUUUAAAAGGCAAGAAAGGAGCUAUGGUGCUGAAGAUUGAUCUGCAUAAGGCUUUUGACAGUAUCAGCUGGAAUUUUCUCAGACAAGUUUUGGUUGAUUUCAACUUUCCAAACCAGCUAAUAAAUUUAAUUAUGUUCUCUGUCACUUCAGUUCAGCUUUCUGUACUAUGGAAUGGGGAACCAUUGUCUUUUUUCACUCCAGAGAGAGGGCUGCGGCAAGGGGACCCAUUAUCGCCCUAUCUAUUUAUUUUAGUCAUGGAGAAACUUGCUCACAUGAUCCAGAGGAGAGUUUCGAUUGGGGAUUGGAAGCCCUUUAAAAUUGCACGAGGGGGCAUGGCUCUUUCACACCUUUUUUAUGCAGAUGAUUUAAUGUUGUUCGCAAAAGCCUCGGAAUCACAAUUAGGCGUUCUGAUGGAUUGUUUGGAUAGGUUUGCUAAGAGUUCUGGACUGGUGUUGAAUCUUCAGAAGUCAAAGCUCUAUACCUCUCCAAAUGUUCAACGUACUGUUGCUAAUGCACUAAGCCUUGCGUGUGGUAUCCCACUUACUUCCAAUUUGGGGACUUAUUUGGGCAUUCCUAUUAGUCAUGGUCGCCAUUCCCAUAAAAACUAUCGAUACAUAUUGGAUAAAAUGCAGCAGAAACUAGCCAACUGGAAGAGUGCUAAUCUAAGUAUGGCUGGUAGGCGAGUUCUCAUCCAAUCAGUUACUUCAUCUAUUCCUGCCUAUACCAUGCAAUCGAUGUUGCUCCCCAAAGCCACUUGUGAUAAUAUUGAUAGACUGAACAGAGAUUUCCUUUGGGGUAGAUCUUCUGGGACGCACAAAUUGCAUCUAGUAGGUUGGGAUGUAGUCUGUUUAGAGAAAAAGGCUGGUGGACUUGGACUACGAGCAGCGUGGGAUAAUAACAAAGCUUUUGUUUCCAAACUUGGUUGGAGGAUCUUCAGGGGUGACAAUGCUUUAUGGUGCCAAGUUUUACGGGAUAAAUACCUCCGUGGAGCUUGUCUUUUUGAUGUUAAGGCUGCACAACGUUCCUCUCCAAUUUGGCGUGGAAUACUCCAAUGCCGAUCAGUGUUGAGAAUGGGAAUUAAAUGGAGAAUUGGUUCUGGGGAAAACAUCAAUUUUUGGAAGGAUUUAUGGGUAGGAUACAAGCCCCUAAACCGCUAUUGGUCUCAAGGCAGUUCUGAGGCUCCUCAUGCACUAAAAGUUGCCGAGGUAAUAACUCAAGAUAGGGAAUGGGAUUUGGAGGCUUUACAUGAUCUCGUCUCGGAUGAGUUAGUAGAUGCAAUCCGAGCCAUACCCUUAUCUAAUUCACUACAGAACGAGGAUAGCAUGUUUUGGGCUGGCACGAAAGAUGGUUGUUUUUCAGUAAAGUCAGCAUAUCAAACAAUACAAAAGCAGCGGAAUCCCCAGUUCUCUAAUGAUCAAGCGUGGAGUUGGAUCUGGAGACUUAGCUGCGCUGAGAAGAUUCGAAUGUUUGUGUGGCUAUUGAUCAGAGGGAGAGUUCUCACAAAUUCUGUGGUGUGGGGAUGUUUGGGGUUUACCACUUCAGAGUUUUUUACUUUGGAUUACAUAACAUGGCUAAAGAAAAUGUCUAGGUCUCCAAGCUCUAAUGCUCAGGAUACCUUGCCUAGAAACACUUUGUUUCUCUCGACGAUAUGGCAUCUCUGGAAGACUAGGAAUGCACUUAUCUUCAGAUCGUUUGUCUCUCGUCCUCAGGACAUAUGUUCCACUAUUGUACAGCAUGCUCGGUACACACAACUAGCCAUGUGUCCUCUGCAUUCCCAUCCUAAACUUCCCCGCUGGGUUCGUUGGGUACCACCACAAGAGGGUGUCUUUAAGUUAAACACAGAUGGUUCUUAUAACCAUGAAAUGGCUUCUACGAGUGCCGGUGGUCUGAUCAGAGACACAGCAGGACGCUGGAUUUCAGGCUUUAUUGUCAAUAUAGGCAGUGCGUCAGUUCUUCUAGCAGAAUUGUGGGGAUUAAGAGAAGGGCUUCACCUUUGCAGAGCCAUGGAUCUCACCCAUGUGGUAGCUGAAAUGGAUUCUAUGAUUGCUGUCCGAUUCAUCAAUGAAGGUCGGGAUCUAGAAAAUUUAACUACCAAUUUGUUACUAGAUAUACGAAAUUUGAUGGCUGAGUUUGAGGUUUGCACUUUACAGCACACAUUACGUGAAGGUAACUCUGCAGCUGACUUUUUGGCUGCUUUGGGACACUCCUCUCCACCAGGCACCACCAUUUUGGACUCUCCACCAGCGGGACUACACUCUAUCCUGAUAGGGGAUUCUAUGGGGGCUAGUUUCCUCCGUUACUAGUUUUGUCUUUACUGUUAUUUUCUUGGUCACUCACUGAUGUACCAAAAAAAAAAUUAUCUAUUAAGUUAAUUAGGAUUUAAUUAAAACAGUCAAUUAUCU
Messenger RNA from Rubroshorea leprosula, 5558 nucleotides. Lineage: Eukaryota; Viridiplantae; Streptophyta; Magnoliopsida; Malvales; Dipterocarpaceae. The record is from the annotation of a GenBank genome assembly.